Lolium rigidum is the source of this 1732-nucleotide messenger RNA. Its product is annotated as UDP-glucosyltransferase UGT13248-like. The transcript has 2 exons. Bases 170 to 1597 code for a protein of 475 amino acids. Gene Ontology annotation, molecular function: UDP-glycosyltransferase activity. Lineage: Eukaryota; Viridiplantae; Streptophyta; Magnoliopsida; Poales; Poaceae. The record is from RefSeq and is a predicted model, not a curated record.
UUAACAAUGCCCGACAGUACUACCAAACAAGUUGCACUGACAAGAUAAUCUCAGGUGGUCUCCGAUCAUGCAUCGCAGUACAGUAUAAAUGCAACGUUUCAUAUGCGGUCUAUCACUCUCAUAUUCACUGCCACUUCACUUCAGUGCACGAGAGUAAGACCGAUUAGCCAUGGCUGCGGCUGCCUCAGAGCACGGCAGCGAGCUCCACGUCCUCCUGCUGCCGUACCCGAGCCAGGGCCACAUCAACCCGAUCCUCCAGUUCGGCAAGCGCCUCGCCUCCCACGCCGGCGUCCGGUGCACGCUCGCCGUCACGCGCUUCCUGCUCGGCCAGGGCCGAGACCCAUCCCCAGGCGCCGUCCACCUCGCCGAGAUCUCCGACGGCUUCGACCUUGGCGGCUUCGCCGAGGCCGCCGGAGACGUCACCGCCUACCUCUCCCGGCUGGACGCCGUCGGGUCCCGCACCGUGGACGAGCUGCUGCAGUCCGAGGCAGCGCAGGGCCGGCCCGUGCACGCCGUGGUGUACGACGCGUUCGUGCAGCCGUGGGCGCCAGGCGUGGCGAGGCGGCGCGGCGCCGCGUGCGCGUCCUUCUUCACGCAGGCGCCCGCCGUGAACGUGGCGUACGCGCACGCCUGGGCUGGGCGGAUUAAGGCGCCGUUAGUCGGCGAGGUGCCGCCGGGGCUGCCCGGGCUGCCGGCCGGGCUCGAGCCGGCCGACCUGCCGACGUUCUUGACCGUGCCCGACGACUGCCCCGCGUACCUCGACCUGCUGGUGAGCCAGUUCGUGGGCCUCGACGCCGCCGACCACGUGCUCGUCAACUCCUUCCACGAGCUGCAGCCGCAGGAAUCGGAGUACAUGGCGUCGAUGUGGGGCGCCAAGACGGUUGGUCCAACGGUGCCGUCGGCGUACCUCGACAACCGCCUGCCGGACGACGUCUCCUACGGCUUCCACCUCCACACCCCGACGACGGCCACGACGAAGGCGUGGCUGGACGCCCAAGCCCCGCGCUCCGUUGCGUACGUCUCCUUCGGCAGCAUCGCGGCGCCGGGGCCAGAACACAUGGCCGAGGUGGCGGAGGGCCUUUACAACAGCGGCAAGGCGUUCCUGUGGGUCGUGAGGGCCUUGGAGACCUCGAAGAUCCCCGAGGGGUUCGCCGACAGGGCCGGCGAGAGGGGCCUCAUCGUGCCGUGGACGGCGCAGCUGGAGGUGCUGGCGCAUCCGGCCGUCGGGUGCUUCGUGACGCACUGCGGCUGGAACUCCACGACGGAGGCGCUGGGCGCCGGCGUGCCGAUGGUGGGGAUGCCGCAGUGGUCGGACCAGCCGACGAACGUGAAAUACAUCGAGGACGUGUGGCGCGUCGGCGUGCAUGCGCGGCAGGACGACGGCGGGGUGGUGAGGAGGGAGGAGGUGGAGAGGUGCGUGAGGGCGGUGAUGGAGGGAGAGAGGAGCGAGGAGUACACGCGGAAUGCCCUCGAGUGGAAGAAGAAGGCCAUGAGCGCCAUGGGUGAAGGUGGCAGCUCCGACAGGAACAUCACGGAGUUUCUUCGUGAGCUCAGGUCAAGAAAAUCCGAGCACUCAAGCCUGCCGGAACAUCCCUAGCUUCUUGGGAUCUUCAGUGUUAAUGUGUGUGGCGUUCCGUGACAAACCGGUCGGUCAAAUCGUAUGAUCAAGAACGAGUUGAGAUGAAAUUUACCUUAAUAAGAUCAUGGGACACUGAACCAUUUUUGGGGAGAA